UGAUUCUUUCUCGUCCACUUUGCAUGGACAACAAUUGGGUACCCAGGUUGCCCUGCAAUUCACGCAAUUUUCUCAGCAGCUACGUCAGACGCAGAAGGCACUCCACGAAUUUUUCAUGAGUGGGUUUUUGCGUGAUCCGAUCGACGAUUUGGCCAAAGAUAAAGCCAAGAAUGAGAAGUUAAGCUCUUCAGGGGUCUCCACAGUUGUUGUAAAUUCAUCUUGUUAGUUCACACCAACAGUCAUAAAUGAGUUGACUCAUCUUCACAGGAAAUGCGUCAUCUUCACAGUUGUAUAUUUCAUCUUCAUCUUUACACUAUGUAUCAGUGAUUCAUCUUCUCUCAGGUUCCUUUCUUCUUGCAUUCAUCUGAGAACAAUAUUACUUGUGUCGGUUGACGUAAGUAGAUGUGGAGCAAGAUGAACUACAUGAAUUAAAUAGUUAUUUGAGCUCUACCUCUUUCUAAGUAAGGACGAGGACCUCAAGAAAGCACCACGACCGGUUGAGCACGAAUACAGAAAAAUUGCAGGUGUCAUGUUCGGUGGGGAACUGACACUUUCAGCAAAGAACGUCCGACCAGAACUAUUCUUUCCACUUAAGGACGAUACAACACAAUUUUUUACUACAACUAAUUAACAGGAGCUUACUGUUUAUUUUAUGUUUCGUAGUUCCUACUUCUAACACGACUAGUGCUGCUCCUGCCGCUGCCACCUCGCCAUCUGCUCCAGCACAACUGAAUUGGCAAGGUUUAGUCACGACUUCGAGACAGAUGAUAUUGGUCACGAACACUGAGGCAAAUCGAUUCGCAGAGCUCAUUCGAGUUUCGCAAAAAGGAAAAGCAACUGUAGAAGAAUGCAUAGACGCGCACGAGGCAUAUAAUUAAGGCCAAUACAUAUACAGCUUUACUUUCAUCUACUUGACUGAGUGAGAAAAUCACUCGCUAGUACCUGUACAUGUGUACUAGUACUUGCACUUCUUGGUACUAGAAGUACAAGCGUCCAAGGCGUUUUUGAGUGAAGAUUAUUGUUCAACCUCCACCGAAUUAUAGAAUUAGGCUAUUAGACGGCCAAGAAAGGAUGAAGAUACGAAGAAGAACACGAAUCCUUCUGCUUCUAAGUCAACCCUGACUCGAUGACCACCAGGCGUAAUGUUUGGGUCAUCGAUCAGUCUCAGGUGAUUGCCGGAACCCACUGUUGGCGUAACUCUUUCCGUAUCUUUCGCCCGUACAUGACAACCCUCGAUAGUGGAGAUCAGGCUACAACAGGUACCACCUAAAGUUAUAUGAGAUUUUGACGCUCUCCUCUAGUACUCGUUCUUUUUCCACUUGUUUUUGUGAAGAGAUGCAGUAGAGAGAUAGAUGACCUCCAGAUAACGUCAUCCUUUUCCUCUUCAUUCUCCUCGUUUUUUUUUUGACUUUGCAAGUCUCUACAGGUGGAGGAGACGGUACUACCGGAACAGCAUUAGGAGGUUUCGCAAGUGAAGUAGGUGCUGAGGCACUACUGUUGCGUACUCCAGACUCACCGGCAAGCCCCUAUGAGGUCGCCAUGGCGGAAAGGGUGCUGUUUGGUUACCGUUUGCAUGCUUCUGAUGUUAAGGCGUAUAGUACAAACAGAAUGUUGUCUAUGGGGCUUGAUCAUUCCCUAACUAGUCUAAAGAUACGGGGUAUCGGGACGGUAUCCUAGUAUACCUAUUUUUAAAACGAAACCGUAUACAAUCAAAGACAAAUUGAAACCGGGGACGAUACUCCUCUUUUUUGGGGGUUCUAUAGGCGACAGAUCCCUCAACCAGUUGUAUCUAUUACAACAAGGCAUUUCUUCCUACAAGUAGACAUUUGAGGGAAGACCCUCACUCACAUGGAUCUUCAACUAGUAAUCCCAAGGGUGGAUAUCAUUAUCAACGCAGGGUCGUGAGAAGAUAAUAUCGAUAUCUUACUUGAGGGAAGAUCCUCACGCUAAUGAUUGCGCAGAGACCUGGGUGCGUGGGGAAAGGCAAUUCAUGCCGAGUAGCGACCUGCUUGCGCUGGUGAAUGAUCAAAGACGUGCUGACUUGCUUUCCGAAAUGGUCUUCUUGAUUAAGGCGAUAGUGAUAGUUGAAUAACUAAGAACUUCUAAGAAUCAGUAUCAGGUGCGUGCUGGGAUAGGUAGAAUAAUCAAAUCCAGCAAAACGACUUCUGGCUCCUGCGAGUGAGUUUGUAUAUAUUUAUAAAUAUCAAUAUUUCUUCUCAAAAAGGGCACGCACUUUUUGCACAAGAACAUCGUUCACUGGUGAGAAGUCUCGAAGAAUGGCAAUUGCUUUGAUAGUUUUCUAAUUGAUUUGAGAAUCUGAGCUAAUCCUAUUUUUUAAUAGAUACGUUUGCAGCAAUUGCUUUGAUAGUCUUCUAAUCUGAAGCGUGGGGCAACGUUCUUUACAGAAGACAUGUUCCAAAAUCUAGAUGUCACAUCUGAAACGGAUUACAAGCUAGUUGUUAUCCAGCCUCGCCCUUCAGGAGAAGAGGGCAAGGAGCCGGAGCCCUUGAAGCCCUGGAAUGAAGAUGCGGAAAAGACCAAAGAGCAUCUCAAGGAUACCUAUGGUAUAAUCGCG
This is a messenger RNA of Amoebophrya sp. A25, 2575 nucleotides long. The record is from the annotation of a GenBank genome assembly. Lineage: Eukaryota; Dinophyceae; Syndiniales; Amoebophryaceae.